GGCAACCAUUUGUACUUUACCCACAAUCGAUUUGGAUUGUUUAUGAAAAUUUAGGUGACCUUCCAAUCACUCUUUUAAUUUCUAUAACGAAUUGUAACUCGUUCUUGUAAAAGAAUGGCUUUAUUAUUAAAAGGUAUAAAAGCUCCUAUUAACUUGCGUCAGGUAUGUUGCGUAACUUACCGCUACAAGACAACCGAAAAAAAAUUACCCCACUACAUUGACCAUGCAACUGGAUUAGAACGUAAAGAGUUGCUUGCAAGAGCUGCCGGUAAUGAUGACCCCUUUGGAAUGAAAGUCUUAAAAAGGGGUGCCGGUACCAAGGAUAAUCCUAAUUUGGUUCCUUCUUUUGAAAGCAAGAGAAUUGUCGGCUGCAUUUGUGAUGAAGAUUCGACUGCUAUCAACUGGCUAUGGGUACACAAGGAUGACCCUAAAAGAUGUGCUUGCGGUCAUUGGUUUAAAUUAGUUGAUGCUAAACCACUGUAAAAAAAUUAAUUUCAAUCUGUGUAUCUAGUGCAUUGUUGCAGUUCUGCUAUGUAAAAGUUUCAAACGAUUAUUAAAUAUAAUUUAUACUUUAUUGUUAAAUGUUAUUUUGUUCAAAUAUAUUUUUUAAAACAAAACAUUGUGAAAAUUUCCAUUGCAAUUAAACUCUUAUGAUUUAAAGUUA
This is a messenger RNA of Parasteatoda tepidariorum (common house spider), 664 nucleotides long. RefSeq names its product cytochrome c oxidase subunit 5B, mitochondrial. The record is from RefSeq and is a predicted model, not a curated record. Gene Ontology annotation, cellular component: mitochondrial envelope; respiratory chain complex IV. Gene Ontology annotation, biological process: mitochondrial electron transport, cytochrome c to oxygen. Lineage: Eukaryota; Metazoa; Arthropoda; Arachnida; Araneae; Theridiidae.